This is a messenger RNA of Eupeodes corollae, 4506 nucleotides long. RefSeq lists its product as uncharacterized. The transcript is spliced from 2 exons. The record is from RefSeq and is a predicted model, not a curated record. Gene Ontology annotation, biological process: DNA integration; proteolysis. The coding region runs from base 1 to 4359 and encodes 1452 amino acids. Lineage: Eukaryota; Metazoa; Arthropoda; Insecta; Diptera; Syrphidae. Gene Ontology annotation, molecular function: nucleic acid binding; aspartic-type endopeptidase activity.
AUGCCAGAAUCAAAUCAACGGCCACAUCAGCCUCCUCCAAACCAGCUUCCACCACAACAACAGCAGCAGUUACAGCAACAGCCUCCUAUGCAACAACGUCUUCAGCAACAGCAGCCACCUCCACAACAAAUUGCGCCACAAAAUCCACUUCAACCUAACCUCCAAAUGCCACCACCACCGCCGCAGAUUCCUCAAGAUUUCAUAUCGUUCUUCCAACUGAUGAUGACUAAUCAAUCUGCCCUCAUGGAGCGCCUCUCGGAGAAUAUAUUUAAUAUGAAGAAGGAAAGAUCGACCGCAGAAUAUACGAUGGAGGUGCUAGCAAAAAACAUCCAAGAUUUUCAUUACGAUGAAGAAAACGGAGUCACAUUUGCACAGUGGUUCGAACGUUUCGCGACCACGUUUGAAGAAGAUGCAAGAGCGUUAACAGAGGAUGCUAAAGUUCGACUACUUUUAAGAAAGUUGGGUGCAUCGGAGUACUCCCGAUAUGUGAAUUUAAUUUUACCCAAUACACCUGCUAGUUUCGAUUUUAGUACUACAAUCGAAAAACUUAGCAAAAUAUUUGGACAAUCGGAGUCGAUCUUUAACACGCGCUUCCACUGCUUACAAAUCACAAAAAGCAGUUGUGAAGACUACACAGCUUACACUAGUAGAGUCAAUAAGAGCUGUGAGCAAUUUCAACUUGGGAAGCUGACAAGUGAGCAAUUUAAGUGCUUAAUUUUUGUCAAAGGGUUGCAUGCUUCAUGUGACUCAGAUGUCAGAACAAGAUUACUGGCAUUGCUGCAAUCAGGAGACGAAACAAAAAUUACGCUUUCGAACUUGCUAUUGGAAUGUCAGAGAAUUGCAACACUAAAGCAAGAUUCUCAAUUGCUCGAAACUGCACCACUCAAAACAAAUGCAGUUUCUUAUGGCAGAAAGAAACAGCUGAACAACAAUGCUCUACCCAUCAGUCAUCCCGCAUCAGGCAGUUCCACAUCUAUCAAGACAUUGCCGCGUACACCAUGCUGGGGAUGUGGUGGUAUGCAUUUUGCUGCAGAAUGCUCAUUCAAGAACCACCAAUGCUCAUCAUGCAAGCGUACUGGUCACAAAGAGGGUUACUGUUCUUGCUUUGCCAAAGCAAACACCAAUCAACAAUCAUCAAGACCCAAAGGCAAAUCCAACAAAAGACAACGAAAAUCAAAUGUAGUUGCAGUCAACACACUUCAAAAAGCAAAUCGCAAAUUUAUAGAAGUUCACAUAAAUGGAUUAGCACUCAAUCUUCAAUUAGACACUGGAGCUGACGUCACAAUUCUAUCGAAGAAUAAUUGGGAGCAGUUGGGGAGCCCUAAGCUCUUUUUGGACAACAACUCAGAAUCGGUAAUUGAUGCUCAGGGUAGAAUAAUUACCAUGCUUGGUUCUUUCAUUGCAGAUGUUAAACUGGACGUUCAUAUACAGAAGAUAAAAAUAGAAUUUGCAGACAUUUUCACUAAAGCCCUGGGUCAUUGCACUAAAUUCAGGCCAAAAUUAUACCUGAGAGAGAAUGCUACACCAAUAUAUCGAGCGAAACGACCAGUUCCGUAUGCAGCACUUCAGCAAGUCGAAGAAGAAUUGAACCGACUGGAACGAUUGGGUGUUAUAACACCGAUAGAUUUUUCGGAGUGGGCAGCACCCAUAGUUGCCGUUCGUAAAGCCAAUGGCAAUGUAAGGAUAUGCCCUGACUACUCAACAGGCUUGAAUGAUGCUCUUCAGCCCCACCAACAUCCACUUCCACUUCCUGAAGAGAUUUUCGUAAAACAUGCUGAUGGCAAGUUUUUCACACACAUUGACUUGUCGGACGCAUACCUUCAAGUUGAAGUCGAAGAAGAAAGCAAGCAGUUCCUCACAAUCAACACCCACAGAGGCCUGUACAAGUUCAACAGACUUCCUCCUGGUGUCAAAGCAGCACCAGGAAGUUUCCAACAAGUCAUGGAUACAAUGCUUUGUCAGCUUGAAGGAGUCUCAGCGUUUAUUGAUGAUCUUCUGGUAUCUGGGAAAACUGUGGAAGAACACAUUCAGAGACUGAAGGCAGUUUUUACCAGACUACGUGAGUAUGGGUUUCAUAUAAAAAUAGAAAAAUGUUCAUUUUUCCAGACCUCACUCAAAUAUUUGGGUCAUGUCAUCACCUCUACCGGACUCAAACCUGAUCCAGAUAAGUCUGCCGCCAUUGUCUCGAUGCCACCACCACAAAAUUUGUCACAGUUGAGGUCUUUCUUGGGGGCCAUAAACUAUUAUGGCAAGUUUAUACCCGACAUCAGUAAAUUAAGUGGCCCGUUGCACGCGCUACUGAAAAAAGACAGCAAAUGGGUAUGGACAAAAGCAUGUCAAGAUGCUUUUACAAACUUCAAGAACAUCCUUUCGUCAGACCUGGGUUUAGCGCAUUACGAUCCACAACUACCAAUCAUCGUUGCAGCGGACGCAUCUAACAUGGGAAUCGGAGCAUGUAUUUCUCACCGUUUCGAAGAUGGCACCAUCAAACCUGUUUAUCAUGCAUCCCGGACACUCACAUCAACAGAACAGAACUACAGCCAGGUAGAAAAAGAAGGUCUCGCUCUUACAUUUGCAGUGAAGAAGUUUCACCGUAUGUUACUUGGACGUCACUUCAUCCUUCACACAGACCACAAACCACUUCUGUCAAUUUUUGGCUCAAAGAAGGGAGUUCCAGUGUAUACUGCCAACAGGUUGCAGCGGUGGGCGAUUACUUUGCUAAGGUAUGAUUUUUCGAUUCAAUUCAUUUCCACUAGUGACUUCGGAAACGCGGACAUUUUGUCACGGUUGAUAAGCCAACAUCCAAGGCCCAAUUCUGAAGAGUACGUCACAGCUACUACCACUGUGGAAGAAGAAGCUUGCGCUGAUUUGAAACACACCAUUCAGCUACUACCACUUACAUUUGACAUGAUACAAAAAGCUACGUUGAACAAUUCAGAACUGAAUCGAAUAGCUAACUUCAUCAAAUCAAAGUGGCCAAACAAAAACAAUCUAUCUUCAACCGAGCUUCAGUACUUUAAUAGACGCGAAGCAUUGACACUCGUUAAUAACUGCAUCAUGUUUGGAGAUAGACUAGUUAUUCCCGAAUGUUACCGUGCCAAAAUACUUCGCCAAGUACACAGAGGUCAUCCAGGUAUCCAAAACAUGAAGGCGAUAGCUAGAGGCUACAUUUACUGGCCACAGAUUGAUAAAGAUAUCGAAAAUUUUGUGAAGGAAUGCUCGAGUUGUCAAUCAGCAGCAAAGUCACCAAUAAAAACAACACUUCAGUCAUGGCCUCUCGCAACGGAGCCCUGGCAACGUAUUCAUAUUGAUUACGCAGGACCAAUUCAGAAUGUAUAUUACUUGGUAGUAAUAGACGCUCAUUCCAAAUGGCCUGAAAUCAUAGAAACGUCAUCUACAACCUCUACAGCUACAAUCAACAUCUUGCGAGAAAUUUUUUCCAGACAUGGAUAUCCGAAAACCUUGGUAUCGGAUAAUGGAACUCAGUUUUUCAGCCACCAGUUCAAAAAUUUCUGUGAGUCAGCAGGUAUUCUUCACAUGAAAACUGCACCGUUUCAUCCCCAAUCGAACGGGCAAGCCGAAAGAUUUGUCGAUACGCUCAAACGAUCUCUUCAAAAACUUAAAGGGGAGGUAACCAUGCAGGAAGCUCUGCAACAGUUCUUAUUCAUGUAUAGGACAACUCCAAACCGCAACACGCCGAACAGUACGUCACCAGCUGAAGCAAUGUAUAACAGAAAAAUCAGAACAUCGUUGGAUCUUCUAAUUCAACCAAAGUUGAACCAGCCAGUCAUCAAUGAAAAACAAAACCUGAGUUUCAAUCGACAGUAUGGAGCAAAACACAGAUCAUUCGCUGUAGGAGAUGCAGUUUUCGUCAAGCUGUAUCGUUCAAACAAAAGCAGGUGGAUUCCAGGUGAAAUACUGGAGAGAGUUGGAGCAGUCAACUAUAAUGUUCGCGUCAACACAAGAGAUAGAUUAGUGCGGUCUCACACAAAUCAAAUUAGACCGAGAUCAUCCACACAGACGUCAUCGACCCCAACAGCGCAAAUACCUCUUUCAACACUUUUGCAAGAUUUCAACAUGAAACCAAUUCCAAAACUCCAAAGUCCGGAGAUAGCCGCCAGCCAAAGUUCACAGCCUGUAGCAGUUGCCUCAGAGGAAUGUCCACAACAUAGCAGAAGACUUGAUUGGGAGCUUGGGGACAACAAUCCAAGUGGUUCGGAUCAGCGAGAAGCAAUCAUCACUCCACCGUCUAUCCAGAGACGAUCGAAUAGAAAGCGUAGAGCAACAAAGAGAUAUUCUCCUCCCUCACCACCAGCUAAAAGGGAAGGUGUUACCACCCUAAGGGUACGACAUCCCUGACCUCAGGAAUGACAGAAGACCUCACGUACCAACCCUGGACGCAGAGGGUCAUUGGGAAGGGACAGAUUCUGGCGGGAACAUAAAAUCACGGACAUUCCAUAAUUUUGCAUUCUCAUCCUAACGUAAUAGUUUUUGCUCAGAAUCUUC